UCCGCAGUCCGGUCCGCAAGCCAAGCUUAACCCUGUGGCGAUCAGCUAGCUCCUUGUGUGAUUCUGUCUCCAUCUCCAUGGGAAGCUUGCAAGAGAAGCCCCGCCUUCGGCUCGGCAGCCUGGUGAGCGGCCUGCAAGAGGUGUACGAGAGCGGCAGGACCAGGGAGCUGGCUUGGAGGCGGUCGCAGCUCAGGGGACUCCUCAGGCUCCUGUCGGAGAAGGAGGAGGAGAUCUUCGAAGUGCUCCGCGACGACCUCGGCAAGAACCGUGCUGAAUCCUACAGAGACGAGCUUGGGGCUCUUGUCAAGUCCGUCAAUCACACGCUGCGAAACCUCGGGAAAUGGGCGGCUCCCGAGAAGGCUCAAGCUCCGUUGGUUUCUUUCCCGGCGACCGCGCUAGUGGUCCCCGAACCGCUCGGCGUUGUGCUUGUAUUCUCCUGCUGGAAUUUCCCAUUAGGCUUAGCUCUAGAGCCGGUCUCAGGUGCGCUUGCGGCUGGCAACGUCGUGGUUCUGAAGCCAUCCGAACUCGCGCCAUCCACCGCUGCAUUCCUCGCUGCCACCGUACCGAGGUACCUGGACUCGGAGGCUGUGAAGGUCGUCGAGGGUGGACCGGAAGUUGGAGAGCAACUCAUGGAGCACAGAUGGGACAAGGUCCUUUUCACCGGGAGUGAACGUGUAGGGCGCCUUAUCUUGACGAAAGCAGCAAAGCACUUGACCCCAGUCGCGCUUGAACUGGGCUCAAAAUGCCCCUGCAUCGUUGAUUAUCUGGAUGGCAAGAGGGGCAGACAGGUUGCAGUGAAUCGCAUAGUUGGAGCGAAAUGGUCAGUCUGUGCCGGCCAAGCUUGCAUUGCCAUCGAUUACAUCCUGGUCGAGGAGAAAUUUGCACCCAUUCUGGUCUGGUUCACUCUGCUAUCUAGAAUUGGGCUACUGAAAUCAACGCUCAAGAACUUCAUCGCUACACCGGAGUGCAUGGCCAGGAUACUGAACGCAAAGCACUUCCAGAGGUUAAGCAACUACCUGCAGGAUGUUAAGGUGGCGGCUUCUGUGGUGCACGGUGGUUCACUGAACCCAAAGACCUUGGCCAUUGAACCUACCAUACUGCUGAACCCUCCGGUCGAUUCUGACAUCAUGACCGAGGAGAUAUUUGGCCCGCUGCUCCCGAUCAUCACGGUAAAGAAGAUCGAAGAUAGCAUCAGGUUCUUAAAGUCAAAGCCGAAACCUCUCUCGAUCUACGCUUUCACCACGAACGAGAAGCUGAAGCGCCGGAUUACAGAGGAGACGUCAUCUGGGAGUGUCACUUUCAACGACGCCAUUGUGCAGUAUGUGGUGGAAGGCCUCCCGUUCGGCGGCGUCGGGCACAGCGGGUUCGGGCAGUACCACGGGAAGUAUACCUUCGACAUGUUCAGCAAUAAGAAGGCGGUCUUCAAAAGAAGCUUUCUGAUCGAGUUCAUGUUCAGAUACCCGCCGUGGGACGACAGUAAGAUCCGGAUGUUGAGACAUGUCUUCAACCUCAACUAUGUAGGCCUGCUCCUCGGCCUGCUCGGCCUGAGGAGAUGACCGAAUAAACCCACACGGAGAAAGAAACCAGCGGGAAUAACUGAUCCGAGAGAGAAGCUACGCCGUAUGCACCCAAGCAUCUGGACUGCGCACAGCAUACCUGAAACGUGGCCAGGCAUAGUUUUCUUAAUCUGAUGGCCAAUAGAUCGUUUGCUCCAAAAGACUAAAGAGCGAACGUUCGCUCAAUAUAAAUUCCGUAUUAUUAUCAUACAUGCGUUGUGUAACAUGUAAGUCGGUUGCAUAAAUGUGUUGUUUUAUUUUUUCCAUGUAGUAUUUCUGUUCCUAAACA
Messenger RNA from Brachypodium distachyon (stiff brome), 1845 nucleotides. Its product is annotated as aldehyde dehydrogenase family 3 member F1. Lineage: Eukaryota; Viridiplantae; Streptophyta; Magnoliopsida; Poales; Poaceae. The record is from RefSeq and is a predicted model, not a curated record. Bases 78 to 1556 code for a protein of 492 amino acids. Gene Ontology annotation, molecular function: aldehyde dehydrogenase (NAD+) activity. The transcript is spliced from 10 exons. Gene Ontology annotation, cellular component: cytoplasm. Gene Ontology annotation, biological process: aldehyde metabolic process.